AUGCUAGAUUCUGCAUCUAAUGGGAAACCUUCCAGUCCACAGUCUUCGAGUUCUCAUGCAUCAUCUCCAAUCUCACAAACCAAAUCGAACCAACCAGUAGAUUUACCUCAAUCUUUCUGGUCCGACAAAGAAGCUCAAGAUGCCUGCUUAAUGCGGUAUUUUGUGGAGGAGCUCGCGCCAUGGUUCGAUACUUGCGACGCUGCCAAAAACUUUGCCCUAAUAGCCCCCCAAAGAGCCAAGUCGUGCCCGCCACUCCUCUACGCCAUUUUCUCCGCGUCCGCCCGACAUCUCAGCCGACGACAGAUUAUCAACGGGAACGAGAUUCUCUUCGCGGGAAAAAAGCUCCCAUCACUAGGUGAAGAACGAGCCCUCGAAUAUCAAAGCCUGUGUAUCUCACACCUCAUGUCCCUCUCUGGCGACACGACAGAAGUGCAAGAUGAAAAUCUCCUCGCUGCCGCUGUAAUUCUCCGCUUCUACGAGGAAUAUGACGCCCCCCUUGUCGGCAUCGACGACGAGACCUACCUGCGCGGCACACAAGUCUUUCUAGACGCCCAAUCCACAGCGGCCAUGCAAAGUGGUGGUCUUCGGCGCGCCGCAUUCUGGGUCGCUUUUCGGCAGGAAUGGCACAGGGCGUUCAUCAAGCAGCGCGGGUUUCGAUUCAACUCUCACUGCUGUGCUUCGUCGGCGUACAGAUCGCUCGAACCCGUCGAUGAUAAUACGUGGACCAAUCGUAUGGUCCUGCAUUGUACGGAUGUAGUUGACUACUGCUACGGAGAAGACUCUAGCCUCGCGCGAUACGACGAGCUCUGGGACUAUAUUCUGCGAUGGCAGUCGCUGGUUCCCUCGACGUUUAAUCCGCUCUAUUCGAGAGAACCGGAUCCGGGUGGGACGGAGGUCUUUCCGGAGAUAUGGUAUUUGGAUGAUUGCAUUGUCACUGCGACCCAGCAUCUCCUCUUAGCUCGCAUAUGUCUCGUCGCCUAUGAUCCGCGCACUCCUCGUAUGGGUCCAGGUCGAAAGGACGCCGUCGCCAAGGGAGAGGCGGAAAUUAAACGGAAUCUAUUUGAACUUUGCGGCAUCGCUCGGUCGAAUAAGACAGCUCCCGCGUUGGUCAUGGCCUGUAUGGGUGUGACGAUGUGUGGCGAUAUCGUAACCAGUCGUGUGGAGCAGGAGGCGCUAUUCGAUAUAUUAGUCAAGUUAGAAGAGGUCCAUGCCUUAUCUUCGAGCAGGGCACAGAUGCAAUUGAAAGAGGCUUGGGGUUGGGAUGGAGUCAUGCCUACUUAA
Molecule: messenger RNA, 1281 nt
Organism: Aspergillus steynii IBT 23096
Lineage: Eukaryota; Fungi; Ascomycota; Eurotiomycetes; Eurotiales; Aspergillaceae
Exons: 6
Coding region: 1-1281 (426 amino acids)
Biological process (GO): positive regulation of transcription by RNA polymerase II
Cellular component (GO): nucleus
Molecular function (GO): DNA-binding transcription factor activity; transcription cis-regulatory region binding
Source: RefSeq, a predicted model, not a curated record